AACUCAUUUUUUUUUUCUUUGAACUGAAAUCAUUUUAUUUAUUUAUUAUUUUGCAAUUUUUCUUUACAGAAUGGAAACGCCGACGGAGCUCAUUCUCUUCUUUGUUUUCGACACGUGUCGAUCGCGAACAUUAAACGCGUCAACUCUAAUUAUUAAAACCUAUAAUCUCUCUCUCUUUCUCUCUCUCUGCAUAUCUGUUGUAAUUGCCGAAGUUGUUUGAACAGUGGAGAAGCUUUUUCAAAGCAGAAUUCCACAGCAAAAGAAGAGAUUAAAAUCGAAAUCCGAUACGGGGAGACAAAGAUCUGAAAUUCCUCUCACUCCUUCUCUGAUACCUCAUGGGUAUUCUUUCUUUUGAGUUUUAAUCCCUAAUCCACGUGAAUCAUUGUCCCCAAAACGUUAUAAAUUUCUGCGAAUUCUGCUUUUCCUGUACUCGCCACUGGUGGGGUUUUUCGUGUAUUCCUAUUGAAUUUUGGCGUGGCACUACCGGAUCUGUGUGGGAAGAGAGAAAAUUUUGUGGGAUUUUGAGAAUAUUUUGGUUUUCGAGUUUGUCAAAUGAGGAUAUGACGAGGGUUCUUUUGGUUGGUUGGAUUUAGGGUGUUUUUGGUUGUUUAGAGUUGUUUGAGAUGCCGUUCGAUAAAAUUCGUGGGAAUGGAAAUGGAAAUCACCAGUUUGCGUUAGAUCGAGUGCGUGAAAGCAGGGAGAACGAUCAGGCGACAAUGUGUACUAAUGUGCUUUUGUUCCCUGCAUCUUCUUCUUCUUCUUCUUCUUCUACGUCAACGCCUUCGUCCUCCAUCGGUGGCCUUAAUUAUAUCGAACAUCAUGUAUCGAAGUUUGAUACACUUGCAGGCGUGGCGAUUAGGUAUGGCGUCGAGGUGGCAGACAUUAAAAGGAUGAAUAACUUGGUAACAGAUCUUCAAAUGUUCGCUCUCAAGUCCUUGCAAAUACCAUUACCAGGAAGGCAUCCACCAUCUUCCAGCCUAGCAAAUGGUUCAGCUACCCCAGGCCAGAAAAUUAGUGGACAAAGUCCAUCUCGCCGGCAUUCUGAUGUGUUGGAAUCUAUCCAGUCACUAAGGUUGAAAUCUGCUCAACACAAGGUUUCUCCAGCCAUGAGCACUUUACAGGGCUACUAUGGGCUUAAACAUUCAAGCAAAAAUGGUGUAGCAGAAACAGAGAUGGCAAUUUACAAAACAGACAGUGCUUAUUACUUGGAAGAUGAACUGCCCAAAUCCUCAUCACUUUCUAACUUGUCUUCGGGCCUCCAUCGGAAGUCCAGGAGUUUAGUUAAUGGUUUCUUGCCGGAGAAUGGUGAACUGUUGGAUGUGCUUGUUGUGGAAGCUGGGGAUCUUGAGGCUGAGAGGUCAAAUGAUAAGUCUGUCCGCAGGCGGCAGAAAGCUGAAAAUGACUCUGCUUCUCGCACACCAGAAAUGUUGUUGAAGGAGGAUAAUAGUGGUGGCAGUGGGUUCUCAACAACAGCUGGAAGGGGUCUAGCACUGAGGCCAAAAUCUGGUAGCCGAGCAAAUCUUGCAGCUGAUGCUGAUUCAGGUUCGUUGUACCCGGUUCCUGUCGGUCUGGGGGACUUUGUUAUCGCUGAUGGGUCUUCUGGAGUACGGAAAUCAUCAAGUACUUCCAGCUUGCAGGACCAGGACAACAAUAACUCCUCAUCCAUCUGGCCGACUUCGAAGUGGAGUUUGAAGACAGACUUACAGGCUCUUUCAGCGGUCACUAUUGCCAGACCAAUAUUUGAUGGCUUGCCAAAGCCAAUAACUGGGAGAAGAAACAAAGCUGCUCUUGAUUAGUGUUGGAUCCAUUGCACAGCCAUAAAAUCUGAUUUAUUUCUCCUUUCUGAACGAUACAACCAAAACCCUGAGCUUGGCCUUCCAUCAAGAAAGAAAGAAACAGAAUAUUGCUCCAGAAGGGUAUAUGAAAGGAAACGAAACUGAUGAAAUUCAAAUAAGACAUCUUGCUUCUGACAUUGGAUGAUGAACCCUUUUAUGAUUGGCUGAAAACCAUCAUAUAUUUUGUAAUUAAUUGGGCAGUUCAAGUCAGAAAAAGGCUUGAGAGAUGCUUCAAACAGAGAAGAGGCGUGUAACAGUGAAUCCCAUGAGCUUACUCUUACUGCCUACAACAUUGUAGUUUGGUGUAAGUUCAUAUCUAAAUGGGUUUCCCUUAGGCUUUUUGGUGUAGAAUAUAUUGAUGAAGUGGAAGUCAAUAAGUGUUUGUUUUCUCUCCUAUAAAAAUGUGAUCAGUUAUACUCCUACAGAUUUGGAGCUUUUUCGUA
Messenger RNA from Macadamia integrifolia, 2278 nucleotides. RefSeq lists its product as uncharacterized. The record is from RefSeq and is a predicted model, not a curated record. Lineage: Eukaryota; Viridiplantae; Streptophyta; Magnoliopsida; Proteales; Proteaceae. Bases 624 to 1796 code for a protein of 390 amino acids. The transcript is spliced from 3 exons.